Messenger RNA from Cylicostephanus goldi, 243 nucleotides. The record is from the annotation of a GenBank genome assembly. Lineage: Eukaryota; Metazoa; Nematoda; Chromadorea; Rhabditida; Strongylidae.
AUGAGGAAGCGAAAGGUUGAGAAUCCCGACGUCGUGACCGCGAGGACGAGCGGCGUCACCAGCAAGUCACAGAAAGAACUGGAGCAGGUGAUGGAAACAGAACGCAACUUCAAACAGCUGAUCCAGGACCUAGCAGACAGAAAAGUGUGCCCACCGAGACGAUUCACUCAUGGAUUUAUCCCGCGCCAAAGGAGAAGAGUAUCCAGCGCCAAAGGAGAAGAGUAUCCAAUGUGUGUUCUGUAA